AUGGUCAAAGAGAAAAUUAAUCAAGAAAAUCAUCCAAGUGUCAGUUUAAGGUUACUUGGCAAGAGAGGUAGGUAUGGAAGAACUUAUAACCUUCCUACUGUUUCUGAGGUUGCUUUGCUUGUGGUUGGUGAUUUUGAUGAAGCUUUGGGUGAUAGAGAUAUUAUUGUUAAAGAAAAAUCAGGCCGAUUGCAACGUAUUAGUGAACGAAGUCCUUCUUAUCUUGCACUUCGGUAUCCACUUCUUUUCGCUUAUGGUGAGGAUGGUUAUAGCGAAAAUAUUGGUUUUUCAUACAGUUGCACUUCUUCAAUCAAAAGAACGAAAAUUAGCCCGAAAGAAUAUUUUGCAUACCGGUUGCAUGAUAGAUUGAAUGAGUGUUCUAUUAUUUUGUACGCUCGACGAUUAUUCCAACAAUUCAUUGUUGAUGCUUAUACUAUGAUUGAGACUGGUCGUCUAAUGUUCGUACGAACACAACAGAAAAAAUUGCGGGCUGAAAUGUACAAUGGUUUGGCGGAGGCUGUUCUUCGAGGUGAGAUAGAUGGUUCAAUGCAUGAGAUUGUUAGAUUUCUUGAGGCUAAGGGGUUGAAAUCUGAUGAUCGACCAGAUGUUGUCUGUAGAAUUUUUAAAGUUAAGUUGGAUAAUUUGAUAAGAGAUCUUAAGACCAACAAAAUUUUUGGAGCGGUGAAAGCAGUUGUGUAUACUAUUGAGUUUCAGAAACGUGGAUUGCCUCAUGCCCAUAUUUUGCUUUUCUUAAGCAACGAGGACAAGCUACCUCAACCUAGACGCAUUGAUGAGAUUAUUUCUGCUGAAAUUCCCGAUCCAGUAACUGAUCCUGGCUAUUAUGAAAAUGUCAAAGAAUUCAUGGUGCAUGGACCCAGUGGUGUUGUUCGAAAAUCUUCCCCAUGUAUGCGUGAUGGAAGAUGUUCAAAAUAUUUUCCAAAGAAUUAUCCUGAUGCCACAAAGUUUGAUGAUGAUGGUUAUCCGGUUUACAGACGUAGAGAUAAUGGUCGUGUUGUUAUCAAGGAUGGUGUGCCCUCGGAUAAUAGAUACAUUGUUCCGCACAAUCGUGCAUUGCUUAUGAAAUACGGUGGUCACAUCAAUGUUGAGUGGUGCAAUCAAUCGCAAUCUAUCAAGUAUUUGUUUAAGUACAUAAACAAGGGUCAUGAUCGUGUGACGACAUCUUUUUUCCAAUCUGGUACGGAUGGAGUUGGACAGAAUUUGGAUGAAGUUAGUUUGUACUAUGAUUGUAGGUAUAUAUCGUCAUGUGAAGCUGCUUGGAGAAUUUUCGGAUUUGAAAUUCAAUAUAAGGAUCCUUCUGUUGAAAGACUGAGUUUUCACCUUCCGAAUGAACAACAUGUUAUUUUUAAUGAAUCUGAUCCGUUGGAUAACGUUUUUAAUCGUCAUACUAUUCAUCAAAGCAAGUUUUUGGGUUGGAUGGAGGCAAAUAAGAUAUAUUCUGAAGGUCGAAAUCUCACUUAUGGUGAAUUUCCAACCAAAUUUGUGUGGAAAACCCAUCAUUGGCAACCUAGAAAACAACGAUUUUCCAUUGGGAGGUUGUUUUAUGUUGCUCCAGGUUCUGGUGAUAUCUAUUACUUGAGAUGUUUGCUAAAUAUUGUUAAAGGAGCUACAUCAUACGAAGACAUUAGAUGUGUGAAUGGCGUUCAGUAUGAUACGUUUCGAGAUGCCUGCUUUGCUUUAGGAUUGUUGGAUGAUGACAAAGAAUAUGUUGAUGGCAUUAUAGAGGCAUCCUUUUGGUCUUCUGCGCAUUCUUUAAGAUUGCUAUUUAAAUUGAAAAAUCAUGCAGGUUUGAUGCUGAAUGAUGAAGAAAUUCAGAAUUUUGCAUUGGCAGAGAUUGAGAAAUUGUUGUUAAAUGUUGGGAAAAGUUUGCGAGAUUUACAGGGCAUGCCUUAUCCAAGAUCAGAGUAUUUUGAAUCAUUUGACAAUAGGUUGAUUAGCGAUGAGUUGUGUUAUGACCGUGAAGCUUUAGGAAGAGAACAUUUGGACUUUAUUUCCAAGUUCACUGAUGAGCAACUUUAUUCUUUGCCGGCCGAGAUUCGUUCGAAGGGUGAUAUUGUUUUAAACGUGGCAUCCAGUGGCAUAGCUUCUUUACUGUUUCCUGGGGGGAGUACACUUGCUGAACUGAUUGUAAGAGCUAAGCUUAUCAUAUGGGAUGAAGCUCCGAUGAUUCAUAAACAUUGCAUAGAAGCCGUGGAUAGAACCUUCAGAGAUAUUAUGCGCGUAUGUAAUGAGUUCAGUACGGACAAACCCUUUGGCGGAAAAACAAUAGUUUUUGGUGGAGACUUUAGACAAAUCUUGCCAGUUGUUCCUAAGGGUAGUAGGCAAGAUGUUGUGAAUGUCGCUAUUAACUCUUCAUAUCUUUGGAGGAAUUGCACAAUUCAGAGGUUGACCAAAAACAUGCGUCUUUUGAGUGCUGCAUCUUCGGAUGAAGCUUCACGAUUGAAGGAAUUUUCUUCUUGGGUUGCUUCUAUUGGAGAUGGAGUUGUUGGUGGUCCAAAUGAUGGUGAAGUGACCAUUGAUCUUCCUUCCGACAUUGUUUUGUCUAAUUCUGGGGAUCCUCUUAAAACAAUUGUUUCAAAGAUAUAUCCGUCUUAUAUGAAUCAUGAAGAGUUGAGUAAUUGUUUGCAUGAUCGUGCUAUACUUGCUCCAACUUUAGAGGUUGUUGAUGAGGUUAACCAUAUCAUGAUGUCGUUGGAUCAGUCUCAGGGUCGAGUUUAUUUGAGUUCUGAUAGUAUCUCAAACUCAGAUUUGACCUCAAAUGGCUUAGCUGAGAUACAUUCUGUUGAAUUUUUGAAUAAGAUAAAGUGUUCAGGUACACCUAAUCAUGAAUUGUUGUUGAAAGUUGGUACUCCUGUGAUGUUGUUAAGGAACAUAGAUCACUCGAAUGGAUUGUGUAAUGGCACCAGAUUGAUAAUUACACGUUUGGGUGAUUAUGUUUUGGAGGGACAAGUAUUGGGUGGCCAUAAUGUUGGUCAUAAAGUUUUGAUUCCCCGAAUGUCUUUAAUACCAUCUGAUCCAAGUUUGCCAUUCAAAUUCCAACGACGACAAUUUCCUUUGGCUGUGUCGUAUGCAAUGACCAUUAACAAAAGUCAAGGUCAAUCUCUAUCUCAUGUUGGAUUAUUUUUACGAAAACCAGUCUUCAGUCAUGGACAGUUGUAUGUUGCUAUCUCUAGAGUUACGAGUCGUGGAGGUCUGAAGAUUUUGGUUUGUGGAGAUGAAGAUAAUAAUAGAAGUGAUGCUACUGUUAAUGUUGUUUACAAAUAA
Salvia hispanica is the source of this 3279-nucleotide messenger RNA. NCBI's taxonomy places the organism in Eukaryota, Viridiplantae, Streptophyta, Magnoliopsida, Lamiales, Lamiaceae. The record is from RefSeq and is a predicted model, not a curated record.